Vespa crabro (European hornet) is the source of this 2739-nucleotide messenger RNA. RefSeq lists its product as uncharacterized. NCBI's taxonomy places the organism in Eukaryota, Metazoa, Arthropoda, Insecta, Hymenoptera, Vespidae. Bases 515 to 2611 code for a protein of 698 amino acids. The transcript is spliced from 4 exons. Gene Ontology annotation, biological process: regulation of transcription by RNA polymerase II. The record is from RefSeq and is a predicted model, not a curated record. Gene Ontology annotation, molecular function: protein binding. Gene Ontology annotation, cellular component: nucleus.
CGCAACGCCAUAAUUCAAAUUUCGCAUAGAAAUUUCUGGACUCUCUUCGUAAGGCAAAAUAAAUGACGCCAUUUCGUAUCAUGUAUUUUACGAAUGUGUGGUUCAGUAACGUGUGUCCAGCGGAUUACAAAAUAAGAUGGCCAGAUUUUGAUUUAGUCUUUGCGUAAGGUUCGAUUUGAAUUAUUUAUUCCACGUGCAUUCGUAAACCAAUGUUGUGUAAAAUAAUUAAACUUCGAGAGAAUUUGGCUCGGUAUCGUUUAAUGUUUAUCGUUAGAAAAUGUAUAAGUGAGGAACAUCGGUAUGCAACGAACAUAGUCGAUCACAUACGUCUCAUCAAACGAUUUCGUGUUUUUUUUCAAUCUAUACGUGACAGAGGGAAAUCGACAUUUUGAUUGAUAUAUACAUAUAUAUAUAUAUAUAUAUAUAUUUAUAUAUGUAUAUAUAUAUAUAUAAAAAUAAACAAAUAAACAAAUAAAUAAAUAAAUAAAAAUUAAAUAAUCUAACGUUUAUAAUCAUGGUUGAAAGUUCCAAUCAUUGUGUCCUGAAAUGGGCAGAUCAUGCAGGAUAUGUUGCGGAAAGAUUCAAUGGCUUAUUGGCACGUCAGGCGUUAGUAGAUGUUACCCUUAUCUGCGAGGAGCAAAAGCUUCGUGUUCAUAAACUGGUCUUAGCAUCCAAUAGUACGUACUUUGAGGAAAUACUGCAACAAGACUUGGGACAAGACCCUAUAAUCUUACUUAGAGAUUUAAAUUUUGAAGUAUUGAAGGCAAUGGUGGAAUUCAUGUAUUGCGGAGAAACAACUAUAUCUCAUGAAAAUUUACCAUCUUUAUUAACUGCUUCAAGAAUUUUCAAGAUAAAAGAAUUGGCAUAUAUAAUAGACACAGUAAUGGAAACACAAAAUUAUAAUAAUGCUAUUGAAAGUGUAGCUCAAUUAUAUAAAACCGAUAAUGAAUUGAAUCAUAAAAAUAAUAAUUAUAAAAUAAAUGGGAGAAAUGAUUUAAUCGAUACAAAACACAAUAUUGAUAAUACCUUUAAGCAUAUAUUAUACGAGGAUUCGUAUGAUACAGAAAGUAAUAACUUACAACAAACAUUUAAAGAUUAUUUAUUAAUGGAAGAUAUUAAAGAAAAAAUUCACGAUGAAUCGUUUAAACCAUUGUUAUGUGACAAAGCAAAGGAAAAUUUAGAGGGUCGUAUAAAAAUGAAUAAUAUAAAAAAGAAUGAUGAAAUUUUAGAGAAAGUUAAAGAAGUACAACCUUUAUUAUACGAACAGUGCUGUGAUGUUAUAGAUUUAAAUAUACCCGAGAAAUAUUCUACAAUUUCGUCCAAAACACAUGCGAAUGAUGAAAUGAAAAUAGAUGUAGCACAAAAUUUUAUCGAUAGCACAAACGAUAAAGUUGGAAAAUGUAUCAAAGUUUAUACCCAUAAAAAACGUAAGCCAGUGAUCAAUAUAAAAAACGAAUUGACACAAUUGAACGAUUUAGUAUCAAAAUUAUCUCCUACCAAUUCAAUUGAUUUAUCGGAUACACCAUCUAAUAACAAUAUACCGGUAACACUUUUAACGCCCUUAGAUAUGGAAUGUGCCGAAUAUCUUUUUAGUUUAGAUAAUGAAAAUAUGCAAUUGGUAGCGGAAGGUUUGAUGAAUGAGCAACGAUCGUUAAUGAAAUGUAAGGAUAUUAAUGGACGGGUCUUAAAUGUAAAUAAGAAUAAUCUAGAUAAAAAGGAUGAUUUUGAUUUUAAAGCCAUAAAUGAUAAAGUACAACGAGAUAUCGAAAAGCCAGUUCUUAGAAGAAGUGUAAGAUUAAAUCAACAGGAUUGCGAAGAUAUAACUAAUAAUGGUGUAUCUAUACAACAACAAACCGUAAUAGACGAUAAACUUCUUGAGAAAACUAAUUUUCCUAACAAAAUGGAAUCCUUUGGAAAAGGAAAACGUAGGAUCAAAGAAAAUAAAAGUAAAGUAACGGAUCAUAAUGUUAUUAAUAUUGGACGUUGCAAUAAAAAGUGUUUCAAUAAUAAUUUGCGUACACAAAGAAAUCAUUCUAAAACAGUAGUGAAAAAGAAUAUCAAUAAUAAAUCUGAUCAAAAGUCUAAAGGUAAUAAUCGAUUGAAAUGUGAAAUGACAACGGAUGAAAUAAAUAGAUUGAAAAUAUCAAUGGGAAGAACGUCACCUAUUAAACGAAACGCCGUAGGAUAUAUUAGUCGUGCUUUAUGGGGUGAUAUGUCCGAUAUUAUCGAACGUAAUAACGAUAUUAUGGAUUUAUCGGAUUAUAGUCCAGAUGGUGAAAUCCCAUUUGCAGUUGGUUUGUUACCUUUACGUACUGCAUUGGAAAAGAUGCAGGCAAUGACGGAUUAUCAACCACGUAAAACACGUUCGUCCGUUGCACCGAACAAACAAGAAAUAAAUCAUUUCAAACGAAAAACUUCUACUUUGGAUUCUAAUGUCUUAGCUAAAAAGCAAAAUGUAGGAAGUAUUGUUCAAGAUAAUAAUAAAACCAAUACAGUUUGCCAUAUUCAAAUAAGAGCAGCACCUUCUUCACAUUAUAUUAAAAAUCGUAAGAAAUUUCUUAACGAACAUGUUACUACUUUGGGAUCACCGACUAUUGUUAAUAGACAAUGACAAACAUUAAUCUCGAUUUUUAGUCAAAUGUAAAACAACGAAAUGACAAAAGAAAAGAAGAGAAAAGAAAAAGAAAGAGAAACUCGGAAACGUAACACAUUUUCUUUUCUUUUUUUUUUUUUUUUUUU